CCCCCCCAGGCCCCAACCAACGCAAACUGAUUUUUCUCAGCAAGGGCUCCCUCUCAUUUUAUCUCUUCCCUUCCCCCCUGCCCAUCGACCAUCCUAGUCUUCUGCAAAAUUUCUUUCCUGAAAAUUCAAUAUGGCCGGACGAGGAAAGUCUCUUGGAGCCGGAGCGUCGAAGAAGGCAACAUCGAGAAGCAGCAAGGCCGGUCUACAGUUUCCGGUUGGUAGGAUCGCUAGGUUUCUGAAAGCCGGCAAGUACGCAGAGAGAGUCGGUGCUGGUGCCCCCGUGUAUCUCGCCGCUGUUCUCGAAUAUCUCGCAGCCGAGGUUUUGGAAUUGGCUGGAAACGCAGCAAGGGAUAAUAAGAAGACAAGGAUAGUGCCGAGGCAUAUUCAGUUGGCGGUGAGAAACGAUGAAGAACUAAGCAAGUUGCUGGGUGCCGUUACGAUCGCAAAUGGUGGUGUGAUGCCCAAUAUUCAUAACCUCUUGCUGCCGAAGAAGACUGGAACCGGUUCUUCGAAGGGUGUUGCUGCUGAUGAUAACAGCUAGAUUCUUUUAUUUUAUCCCCUAAGCUGGAGUUGGAGCUGGACAGGAGGAAAGAGUGAAAGAAUGAGACAAGAGUAGAUUAUUAGUUUUUUCUUUUAUUUUUUGCGUUUUCCUCUAACUCGACAUGAAUAGAGUGUCCACAGUUAGAAAGCCUUUUCUUUUUUCCUCUUUGGGACUACAGUUAAAGUUCAUGACCGUAGAUUAACGAAUUGAUGGAUGUAAUCUUUGUGAAUUUUUGUAUUGAGAACCUGCUUUCCUUAUUAAUGAA
Molecule: messenger RNA, 806 nt
Organism: Nelumbo nucifera (sacred lotus)
Lineage: Eukaryota; Viridiplantae; Streptophyta; Magnoliopsida; Proteales; Nelumbonaceae
Product: putative histone H2A.3
Cellular component (GO): nucleosome
Molecular function (GO): protein heterodimerization activity; DNA binding; structural constituent of chromatin
Source: RefSeq, a predicted model, not a curated record